GUUUUGUGAAAUUCACAUUACAGUGGUUUUUACGUCAAUAAGCGCUUAUUCUGAGGUCCGAGCCAGCGAAUAAGCAACGAAUAAUAGGACACAAGAAUUUGUUUACAUCAUCAACUUGAAUUCUUCCAAAUGACUGCGCUUUAGAACUUCCCAGAAUUCGACUUUCGCCGCAGGGGUUGUGGGCGACCGAAAUUUUUACUUGAAAACUUUAAUGAACUAAAGUUCUUCGGUUUAAUAUUAUCAAGAUGUCUUUAGGUGGUUACUGGAAGCGUUAUACGUACCCAAAUGGAGAUACGUAUGAAGGAGAAUGGAAUAAAGAUGGCAGAAAGCACGGAGAAGGAAUGCUGGUCCUGACGGACGGUACAAAGUUUGUAGGACACUUCACAGACGGUUUCUGCGAAGGAAUAGGACUGCUGAAGUUCCCCGACGGCACAUCAUACGCAGGGUACUUUGCUAAAGGGAAAUAUCACGGAGUUGGGACCUUUUCUAGAGUCGAUGGCAUGAAAUAUGAGGGCGACUUUGCGAACGGUCGAGUCGAAGGUCUUGGGAUCAUCACAUUUCCAGAUAACACUAACGGCAGACCCAAACAAGAAGGCUAUUUCAUGGGAACAGAACUUGUCAAUAACAACAAUGCUACUGAUAGCAUUCUUAAGGCAAGAGAGGCGACUAAAAAAGCGGCCGAUACAGCAAGGAGUGUCGUUUCAAAGACUGCGUGGAUGGGUCAAAGGCACUAAGUACUUUCUUUAAUAUAAGACUUACCAUAAAAAUCAAGCACAAUAAUUUUAUAGUGUAAAAGAACACAGAAUAAUGGAAAAUGUAUGUACAUGUAUACUAUACUUUGCAAGGUUGUGUUGCCUUGGUUACAGCUCGAUGUUAUAUAUAAGCUUUUAAAUUUACAUAUUAUAUUCAGAAGAAAAAACAUAAAUGGUAGCAUUUUCGAUUAUCAAAAAAAUUCUUUACAUGGCCAAAAAGUUUCAAACUUUGGGAGACUAAAUCCAUGGAUGUGGCUGAAUUUGGAAGUGCAGGUGCACCAAAAAUGUUUAAUAACAGCCAUAUCAGGACAACGAUAGAAAAGGGAUACUGGAUGAUGUUUGAUAACAGCAUCUAACAAUGUCCCAGAUCAAACAAGACCAAUUCAAAAUGUUUCAAAUGCUGUUGAAAGAUUCAGGCAUUCCUCCUUUGUCUGGGCCCUAAAGGUUGUAAAUUUACCAAUGAUUUCAAGUGCAUUUUUAUUAAAGUAUCAGGAAUUAUUGCUUACAAAAUCACCGCCUUAUAAAAAUGGCUGAACCCACCAUCUUUGCUCUUGUUGUAUUGACACUAUGUUUAUGUUUAAAAGUUAAUGUUAUUUUAGCAUGCAUGUUUGAAGGCCUUCAUUCUAGUUUAGUAUAAGAAUGCAGCACCUUUUGCUUUACAAAAAUAUAGUAUAUACAAAUUCUUGAUCCUAUUCAAUUAACAAAAUUCUACAUAAAAUAGAAAAUAUUGCCCAAGAAAAUAACGUUUUUUCAAAUAAGCACAUUCACCUAUGAUCAUUACAUGCCUAUGUAAACAAUGUAGUUGAUUUGCAUAUCAAAUAUAGAAUUGAAUAAUAAUUUUAAAUAUUUACAUAAAUUGUAUUGAUAGCUAAUUAUUGUAUUUGAUUUGUAAUAAUGAAAAAAAAAAUAUAUUAAAUGUAUAAUAUCAUAGUCUGGUAGGGUAACUUAUGUAGAGUGCUUUCAGUAAAAUUGUGAAACAAUCAAUACUAAAUUGUGCAAAAUAGUGCUAGUUGAACAAGCGUAAACAAAAGAACUAGCAUAAAAUAGCAUGACCAAUGUUUUACGCUUGUACUAAAUGCACCACAAAUACCACAGCGGUGUUUUGAAUGUAAAAGCUUUGCUAUUGCAAGUUGACACAUGGUGUCAACUUUUGUUAUUCAUUUUGCUAGUAAAUAAAGACCAAAAAAAGCUUUA
This is a messenger RNA of Exaiptasia diaphana, 1946 nucleotides long. Its product is annotated as MORN repeat-containing protein 4-like. The coding region runs from base 246 to 734 and encodes 162 amino acids. Lineage: Eukaryota; Metazoa; Cnidaria; Anthozoa; Actiniaria; Aiptasiidae. The record is from RefSeq and is a predicted model, not a curated record. The transcript has a single exon.